Molecule: messenger RNA, 3539 nt
Organism: Anopheles arabiensis
Lineage: Eukaryota; Metazoa; Arthropoda; Insecta; Diptera; Culicidae
Exons: 12
Coding region: 49-3351 (1100 amino acids)
Molecular function (GO): heme binding; monooxygenase activity; iron ion binding
Source: RefSeq, a predicted model, not a curated record
CUUCAGUUCGGUCGGAAGUUUCGGAAGCGCCACACAUUCGGUCGCACCAUGUUUGUGGCUACGCUGACGCUUCUAGCGCUGGUCGCUUCCGUAGCGUUCUACGUGUACGUGGAACGGUUUAGCAAAAUUCUGAAGCACAGUGGCAAACUUGGAGGUCCCCGUGCUUAUCCACUGAUUGGCAAUGGGUUGCUGUUUGCUGGCAAAACGCCCGCGGAAUUUUUGCAGACCGUAGGACGCCUCAUCCAGCAGUAUGGCAAGUGUUUCCGGAUUUGGCUCGGCACGCAGAUGCUGAUCGUGAUUACGGAACCGAAAGAUGUUGAGGCUAUUUUAAGCAGCAACAAGUACAUUGAUAAAUCGAUCGAGUACGACUUCAUCCGUCCCUGGCUGGGGGAAGGUCUUCUCACCAGCACCGGACGCAAAUGGCACACCCACCGGAAGGUGAUCACGCCGACGUUUCACUUCAAAAUACUGGAACAGUUUGUCGAGAUAUUCGAUCAGCAGAGCAGCACGUUCGUGCAGGUGCUGGCGGCCCAUGCCAAGUCGGGCGACACGUUCGACAUCUUCCGGCCGGUGACGCUGUGCGCGCUGGACGUUAUCUGCGAAACCGCCAUGGGUACGAAGGUCAACGCACAGCUCAACACGGAAUCGGAGUACGUGCAGGCGGUAAAGGACAUCACCAACUUGGUGCAGAUUCGAUUGUUUAACUUUCUGAUACGGUAUGAAAUUUUCUACCGCUUCUCGGCGAACCGUCGCAAGCAGCUGGAAGCGCUUAAGGUGCUGCACGGAUACACGGACAGUGUGAUCAAGAGCCGCCGGGAGGAGUUGAACCGUGCUGCCGGGAGCGGCAAGAACACCGUUGUCGACGAGAACGAGAACGAGCUGGGUAUUAAGAAAAAGAUGGCCUUCCUGGAUAUGUUGCUGCAGUCGAAGAUUGAUGGCCAACCGCUGACUGAUUUGGAGAUCCGCGAAGAGGUCGAUACGUUCAUGUUCGAGGGGCACGAUACGACCACGUCUGCGAUAAGCUUUUUGCUGCAGAAUCUAGCAAAGCAUCCCGCAAUUCAGCAGAAAGUGUUUGAUGAGGUGAGGAACGUGGUGGGCGAUGAUCGUACGCGCCCCGUUACCAUAGCGAUGCUGAACGACAUGCACUAUCUGGAUCUGGUGAUCAAGGAGACGCUUCGGCUGUACCCGUCGGUGCCAAUGUUUGGGCGUAAAAUGAUGGAAGAUGCUGAAAUAAAUGGAAAAGUGUUUCCUGCUGGGUCGAAUACGAUCAUACUGCCGUUCUUCCUUGGUCGCAAUCCCGAGUUCUUCCCAAACCCGGAAAAGUUCGACCCGGAGCGAUUUAACGUGGAAACGUCGGCCGAAAAGACGAACCCCUACCAGUACGUUCCGUUCAGUGCUGGGCCGCGGAACUGUAUCGGGCAGAAGUUUGCGGUGGCUGAAAUUAAGAGUUUGGUGAGCAAACUGUUGCGCAACUAUGAGAUACUGCCGCCGGUGGGCCGGUACGAUGAAACCUUUAUUGCGGAGCUAAUCCUGCGGCCUGAGAAGGGAAUUUAUGUACGAUUGCAGCCACGCGUGUACCCCCAGCAGCAUUCGCAGCAGCAGUCUUUCGUCCCGCAGCAGCAGUCUUUCGUCCCGCAGCAGCAGCCCGAGCUUACCAUGGAUGCUUUGGCGAGCAGCAUUUCCGAGUUUCGGUACGAGGCCGAGUCGGACGUUACGUUUUCCGCCUGGUUUUCACGUUACGACGACCUGUUUAAGCAGGACGCCUCCCGACUCGACGACGCGGCGAAAAUUCUCUAUCUAAUCGUUCAUAUUCUGUACUACUUGAUAACAAGCACAUUCAGUGGGAUAAGAUACAACUUGUACAACCGUACUUCAGCUGAGGUGCUAGUCCUGUUACGGUAUCUAUUUCAUGACUGGUCGCAGAAGAAAUCGGUCACCAUUGCGGGACCGAAGCCGGUUCCAGUGCUGGGCAAUGUGCUGAUGUACGCGGGCAAAAAUCCUUAUGACAUCAUCGACUUCGUAUCGGACCUGCGGAAACGGUACGGCAACUUGUUCCGCGUCUGGAUCGGCAACCGGUUAGCGUUGUUCUGCACCAACGUGAAGUACAACGAGACGGUCCUGAGCAGCCAGAAACUGAUCCGCAAGAGCGAGCUGUACAAAUUCCUCAUCCCAUGGCUGGGCGACGGGCUGCUGCUCAGCACGGGCCAGAAGUGGUUCAGCAAGCGCAAGAUCCUUACUCCCGCCUUUCACUUCAAGAUCCUCGAUCAGUUCAUCGAGGUGUUUCACAAGCAGAGCAGCAUCCUGGCCGACCGGUUGCGGCCGGAAGCGAACGGGCAACUGGUGAACAUCUACCCGUUCGUGACGCUGGCGGCGCUGGACAUCAUCUGCGAAACGGCCAUGGGUACCUCGAUCAAUGCGCAGACUGAUGCUGAUUCGGCGUACGUGAAAGCGAUCACGGAGCUGAGCCUGGUGCUUACGGGCAGGUUCGUGAAGGUGUGGCAGCGUGUUGACUUUCUGUUCAAUCUGUCCCCGGAUAAGCGGCGCCAGGAUCGGAUCAUUAAGGUGCUGCAUGAUUUCACCACGAAGAUCAUACAAUCGCGCCGCCGGGAGUUGAUGGAGCAGGGUGGUGGAACGGUCGAGGAUGAAGAUAUGGCCGAUUUGGGGACGAAGCGUCGGAUGGCCUUUUUGGACGUGUUGCUCCAGGCCACCAUCGAUGGGCGCCCGCUGACGGACAGGGAAAUACAGGAGGAGGUGGACACGUUCAUGUUCGAGGGACACGAUACGACCACGAUUGCCAUAUCGUUCACGUUGCUGCUACUCGCCCGCCAUCCGGAGGUGCAGGAACGGGUGUACCGGGAAGUGGUGGCGAUAGUGGGUAAUGAUCCGGCCACACCGGCGACACACCGGAAUCUGCAGGACAUGAAGUAUCUGGAGCUGGUGAUUAAGGAAUCGCUUCGUCUGUAUCCGCCGGUACCGAUCAUCGCCCGUCGGUUCACCGAGAAUGUCGAGUUGGGAGGAAAAAUAGUACCGGAGGGGUCCAAUUUUAAUAUCGGCAUCAUGCACAUGCACCGCGAUCCUACCUUGUUUCCCGACCCGGAACGGUUUGAUCCUGAACGGUUUGCGCCCGACCGAACGAUGGAGCAGUCGAGCCCGUACGCCUACGUUCCGUUCAGUGCUGGACCACGCAAUUGUAUCGGUCAAAAGUUUGCCAUGCUGGAGCUGAAAAGUACCGUGUCGAAGGUGAUUCGGCACUUUAAACUGACUGCAGCCGGUCCGGAACCAAAGCUAACGAUGCAGCUGACGCUGAAGCCACGAGACGGUCUGUUUAUUGGAUUCGUUCCACGUGGAUAGUGGAUGGUGCUGCAUUUCUACACAUUCGCCGGAUGCAACCGUCUUUCGACAGCCGGAAGAUAAGACGAACAGUGAAACGAGGGAGUUUUUGUACACACAGAUGGUUUGUGUGUGCUUACUUGGGAAGCGAUGUUAGCGCAAGCGUUGUUUUAGUUAUGGGCAUACAAAUAAAUAAUUUGUGAAAAAAA